Molecule: messenger RNA, 1764 nt
Organism: Magnusiomyces paraingens
Lineage: Eukaryota; Fungi; Ascomycota; Dipodascomycetes; Dipodascales; Dipodascaceae
Exons: 1
Coding region: 1-1764 (587 amino acids)
Biological process (GO): lipid metabolic process
Source: RefSeq, a predicted model, not a curated record
AUGAACCACCCGGAAGACAACAUUCACCCGCAAGCUCCACGCGACCCGGGGACUGACGUCGACUAUCAGGCUCUUUACCGACCUUAUUCUCAGGUUGUUCAGCUUGAUCCGGCUGUUCCUGUCAACCUCGAGACCUUUGUUGAACCUGAAGAAAACGUUCCCUCAUCAGUCCUCGAACGCCAGGCCACACACCAUAGUACUGAAAACUUUGCUGCUGUCGCAGACAGCAUUCAAGUCCCGGAACCGGCACAGACAGAAAAAACUGCCCAGCAGUCGCAAGCCCAAACAUUUAGUCACGCACACGAGUACGCGCAAGCUCGUGCAAAUCAGCAAUUAGGGGCGGAACGCCGGACUUUGGGCCAGCCAGUAGCACCUAUUGUGAAUGUCGAAAACGAGUCGGGCAUCUAUACACGUGAACCAGUCACAUUUUGGGGAUAUGUUGGAGUCGUGAUUUGCUUUGUCACGUCUUAUCUCUUUUGUCUUUUCGGGCUGUCGUUCCUGUUAACCUGUGCCUUUUUCUCGUCGCUUAAAAAGAAACACAAACACAAGAAAAAAAACAAGCGGCUCAACAUUGUCCCGCCUCAUUUUCCAAAGCUCGACAAAACAAACCGCAAGCUCAAACCCGACCUUGCCUACUAUGCUGAGGCUCGUGGGUACAAGAUGGAGGAAUUGGAAGUCACAACUUCGGAUGGGUUCAUUGUCAAAGUUCAGCAUUUGAUCAAUCCAAAUGAUACCCCUGCUGUGCGCGCAUCCAGAUACCCUGUUGUAAUGCUUCACGGUCUAUUACAAGCGGCCGCAGCCUAUGCCACUUCAGGCGAACACUCGUUGGCCUUUUUCAUGCUUGAAUCGGGCUACGAUGUCUGGCUCGCCAAUAAUCGCAAUGGCUUCAAGCCUAAACAUACAAACUAUAAGUACCUUGAUCUGCGCAUGUGGUCCUGGCGCAUCAGUGAAAUGGGCACCCGCGAUCUCCCAGCCAUUAUCAAUUUUAUUUGUGAGCAAACUGGCUCAGCCAAAGUUGCUUUAGUGGCUCACUCACAAGGUACAACACAAACCUUUUUAGCUCUUUCGCGUGGAUACAUGCCCGAGCUUGGUGACAAGAUUUCUGCUUUUGUAGCUCUAGCCCCUGCAGUUUAUGGCGGCAAGUUGCUCGAUCGGUAUUUUUUGCGCUGGGUACGCCAUCUCAGUCUCAAGUCUUACCGCUUGUUUUUCGGUCACCAUGGCUUUUUUUCAAUAAUGAUGCAAAUGCGACGCAUUAUUCCAUACAGUUUCUUUGGUUACUGCGGAAAAAUCAUGUUUAGCUACCUCUUUGAAUGGAACGAUUAUCUCUGGGACAGCCGCUACAAUGGCCGCCAGUUUAUCUUUUCUCCAGUGUAUGUAUCGUCAGAACUCAUGUACUGGUGGGUCGGUAAAGGGGGGUUUGCCGACCGCGGAUGCAUAUUUACUUCUGAAGAUCCCACAAUCCCUUGGUAUGAUGAGCACCUCCCACCAGUCUGCAUUGUUGUUCCCGGCCUCGAUGAUCUUGUCAACCCACACAAGCUUGUCGACCGCUUUCACAAUGUCGAGUGCCGCCUGGUGCAGCACGAUAUUGAAAUCGUCAACGUUCCCGAGUAUUCUCACGUUGACGUUCUUUGGGCCAUUGAUACUAUUGAAAAAGUGGGUAUGCCCAUGAGUAGCUUUAUUUGGCGAACAAGACACAAGCAGGAAGGUCGUGAGUGGAUGACUCCGUCCUAUGCCAAUGUGCAUGUUCCCAGUGAGACUUCUUAA